CCCCCCCCCGCGCGGCCCGGCGUGGCGGCACGUGACCUUAGUGGAAUGAGCGGCUAAAUUUCGGAGUAAUGACAUAAGGGGAUGACAUAAGCAUGAGCCUUGCUAAAAGUCGGGCUAUUGUGGUCUCCCACACGGGGGGCCCUCGGUUUAUUAUUCACGAUCGCCGAUAUUGAAGAUCAAGUACGUAAUCCCGAGCCGAGACUCGACUUCACUGGGAAAUUGAAUGUUAUUAUUCUCGAGAUGGGAUUGAUGGAACAGUGGCGGAAACAUUCCUUUUGUUGCUUUGAGUGCUGUGGUAUGCCAGUUUACGCCAAUAAACCCGUUGCAAUUUGCAAGAAUUGCGAUACGCGACGAGAUUUGGCAGUCAACCCACGUAUAAUCGGAUCAAUGAUUGAUGAAAGCGGCAUGAUUACGGCUAGUAAGCUCGUGUGGCACGAUGAUGCUUGGUCCCAACUUUUUUUUGGAGGCACAUCGAACGAACUACAAAUCGGGGAUGACUCGGAAACCAACCUCGUGGAGCAGUCGUGGGAGGAUUUAACAAUCUUCGACACCGCUGCACUUAGAGAUAUCGAAGAACAACUGUUGUACGCACGCGUUACGCUGACUUUUGGUUGGUCGUCUCAGCUCGAAAGACUCUGUAUUAUGGGAGUCGAGUGGUAGUGGAUCUAUUCAAAGUUGCUUCGAUAGCAUCGGCUGAUUCGGAGGGGUAUCUAGGAGAUCUCGACGAGCUCGACGAGUUCUAGCAUGUGCUAAGUUCAGCUAGCGAGCUUGUAGAGAGGGAUGAUUCAGCUGGCAUUGUCCUAACACGAAAUAUAGCAUGUGCGAUGUUCCUAG
Molecule: messenger RNA, 834 nt
Organism: Daldinia loculata
Lineage: Eukaryota; Fungi; Ascomycota; Sordariomycetes; Xylariales; Hypoxylaceae
Exons: 2
Coding region: 241-660 (139 amino acids)
Source: RefSeq, a predicted model, not a curated record